This is a messenger RNA of Medioppia subpectinata, 1602 nucleotides long. NCBI's taxonomy places the organism in Eukaryota, Metazoa, Arthropoda, Arachnida, Sarcoptiformes, Oppiidae. The record is from the annotation of a GenBank genome assembly.
UAUCCCUAUGAUUGGAGAUUCAAUGAGCCGGUGAUUGUUAGGGCGAGUCCUCAAUGGUUCCUCACUAUUGAGUCCAUUAGAGAGGAUUGUAUUAAAGCGUUAGAAAACGUUGUAUUCUAUCCGGACUUUUAUAAAGAAUAUUUAGUAAACCAAUUGAACGUAAGACCCAAUUGGUGUAUAUCUCGGCAGAGGUCAUGGGGUGUUCCCAUUCCCGUCUUCUAUCGCAAAAAUGACACCCAAUUUAAAACUCCCAUAUUUUCAAAGCCAAUAUUCGAUCACAUUUUAGAUCAGUUUAAAGAGAAAGGAUGUGAUAUUUGGUGGCUCUCAUCAGUGGACCAAUUAGUGCCAAAUCAUAUGAUCGAAAGUGAAUUAAAAAUGUGUGCAAACGAUUUGGUUAAAGGGAAAGAUAUAUUUGACAUUUGGUUCGAUAGUGGGAACAGUUGGAACUCAGUGUUAAGUGAGCCCAAAGUGGCCGACAUGUAUUUGGAGGGUUACGACCAGUUGCGCGGUUGGUUUCAAUCGUCGCUCAUCUUAAGCGUAGCCCUAAGAAAGUGUCCGCCUUUUAGAUCGGUUAAGAUUCACGGCUUCGCACUCGACAGCGAAGGCAAGAAAAUGUCCAAAUCUGUGGGCAAUGUUAUCGAUCCAAACGACGUGAUUAAUAAUCAAACCAAUGCCACCAAUUGUGGAUCAGAUGGCUUCCGGUGGUGGACAGCGAAGUACGCGUCCCAUCAUAAGGACGAAAGGGUUUCAAUUGAUUCUUUCGAUGAAACCCUGACCACAAUCAAUGAUUUUCGACGCGCCCUCCGGUUUCUCAUGGGAUCUCUUCAUGACUUUGAUCCGUCAAAAGACGUCUGCGUUGUGUCCGAAAUGAAUGUUUUGGACAAAUAUAUGUUACAUCAUUUGCACCAUUACUUAAAUGACAUCGAUUUGUAUUAUAAAAACUAUAGAUUUCAUCGCGUCGUUAGUUCUUCGCUUGAAUUGAUUCGUAACCGAAUCUCUGGUUUUUAUUUUUCACGAAUCAAACACCGACUCUAUUGUCACCACAAGACGUCUCAACGCCGACGCAACUGUCAAACGGUUCUCUUGUAUUUAUACAAUUCAAUAGUUUAUCAAUUGGCGCCUAUUUUGCCACAUAUUAUGACCGAAGCGUACAAUCAAUUGCCCACUGAUUCGCAGUUCAUUCAAAACAACGACGACUGGAAUGAACCCAAUAUAGAGGAGGACAUGAAUCUUGUCCUUUCGAUGACUCAUUUGAUUAACAAAGAGUUUGUCGGAAAAAAUAUGUCAAAAUACGACUGCUAUAUAAAUGUUGACGCGAAUGGUCUUCAAAACCUAUCGUUAUUUCAAAUGGAGUCCAAUUCAAUGGAUUCAGAUUUGUGUGAGAUAUUGGGCACGUCUUCAGUGGUUUACUUGCAUUCAAAUGAUUCAAAAUUGGCACAAAAGGAUGGCAUCACUUUAAACGGAUGCUCUAAUCAUAUUAAUUAUGAAUUAUUGAUAACAUCUGCUAAUAAUUGUUUGUGCGAUCGUUGCAGACGUUAUACAGCAGUUAAUCGGAGCCAACCCUGCCAUCAAUGCCUACAAGUCUUGUCGCAAACCAAACAG